Messenger RNA from Astyanax mexicanus (Mexican tetra), 1614 nucleotides. It is a transcript of the gene cirbpb, whose product is annotated as cold inducible RNA binding protein b. The coding region runs from base 31 to 768 and encodes 245 amino acids. NCBI's taxonomy places the organism in Eukaryota, Metazoa, Chordata, Actinopteri, Characiformes, Acestrorhamphidae. Gene Ontology annotation, molecular function: RNA binding. Gene Ontology annotation, biological process: positive regulation of mRNA splicing, via spliceosome. The transcript has 7 exons. The record is from RefSeq and is a predicted model, not a curated record. Gene Ontology annotation, cellular component: spliceosomal complex.
GAUUGUACGCACCAUUCACGCGCUGGUGGGAUGAAUAUUAAUGAGCCCCACAAGCUCUUAUACCGACUCCAUUUUACAGACGGUCUCAUUCUCCCACUCCCAGCAGCUCCGCCUGUUCACACCGAGUCGAGGACCGGAAAAAGAAACACACGCAAGAUGUCUGACGAAGGAAAGCUUUUCAUUGGUGGACUCAGCUAUGACACCACUGAGCAGUCCCUAGAGGAUGCUUUCUCUAAGUAUGGAACCAUUGCCAAAGUUGAUGUAAUCAGAGAUCGUGAGACAGACCGGUCCAGGGGCUUUGGCUUUGUCACAUUUGAAAAUCCCGAUGAUGCCAAGGAUGCGAUGGUUGCUAUGAAUGGAAAGUCUAUUGAUGGCCGAAUGAUUCGUGUGGAUGAAGCUGGUAAAUCUGGUGGCCGAUCUGGUGGGUUCAGAGGUUCUGGUGGCGGCAGAGGAUUUUUCAGAGGUGGCAGAGGAAGAGGUGGUGGAGGAUAUGGAGGAGACAGGGGCUAUGGGGGUGGUGACCGUGGGUAUGGAGGUGGUGAUAGAAGCUACGGCGGAGACCGUAGUUAUAGUGGAGGAGACCGGAGCUACAGCAGUGGUGACAGGAGCUAUGGUAGCGGUGGAGGUGGUGGCGGCUACUUCAACAGGAGUGGUGGUGGCUACUCCGGUGGUGGCGGUGGAUACAGAGACAACAGGAACCAGGGUGGUUAUGAACGUUCAGGAGGCUCCUACAGAGACAGCUAUGACAGUUAUGCUACGCACGAGUAAAAAAAAUCCUGAUUCCAAGAUCAUCCCUUCGCUGGCUGUAUUUAAAAGAUGUGCUCUUCGAAGAAUCUUUUGAUUUUCACAUUAAGUGUCUACUAUUCUCUUAAAACACAUUGAUAGCAUUUUGCAGUCCUUUUUUUAAUUUUUAUUUUUGUGUUCAAUCCUGCCUUCUCUUUUGAGAGGAGGACUUCUUUAUAUUUAAUUACUGUAAACAUUAAAAGCCAAUUUAAAGUAUAUGUACUGACAGUUGUCCCAUAAGGAGGAUAAUGGGUUUUAUUUCAUUUUUUUGUAAUUGUAAUGAAGCCUCACUGUUUUGAACCAUGUUUGAAAUCUCUGACCAGUUCAGCACAGCCUGAUAGCUUCUAAAGCCAAUUGAUGCAAAACUUUGGACCAACCUAGAGUGCAUGUAGCUUUGAAAAAGACCGGUGUCCUCAAAGCAGGUUCUUGCCUGGAAUUCUCUGCCUCUAAAAUUCAACCAUAAUCCCAUUCCCAAAAGAAGCUUGCCAAGCUGUGAUGUGCUCUUUGGGUGGCUUUCAUCCUUGGUGUUGCUGAAGUCCUGUAAACGUUCAGUGUCCAAAGAGUGAACUACUUUAAUGGGUGAUUGCUCACUUAGUGCACGAAAUUGAUCUGCUAGUGGUGACCCGAGGUACUUUACUCUUUGACGUUUGAAUGAAGUAAUACUUUUUGAUCGUAACUUAAAAUUUACACGUAAAACUCAGUCUCUUAAUGUCAAGAUUUUGUUCCUUCUGGGAAAUGUGCUCUGUUCUGUGUACCAACACCUGCUAUUUUUUUGUUCCUUUUUGUAAAAAAAUUUGGCUUCAUGAAGCCCAUUAAACAAGUUCCUGAAAA